Messenger RNA from Styela clava, 2292 nucleotides. The record is from RefSeq and is a predicted model, not a curated record. NCBI's taxonomy places the organism in Eukaryota, Metazoa, Chordata, Ascidiacea, Stolidobranchia, Styelidae.
UACUCCACGGAACGAAUAUAUAACAGUUGAUUGCGUGACAGUACCGAACGGUAUGAACCGACGAGUGACGUAUCAGUUAUAUACAAUGUGAUCUUUUUAUAGUUGGUAUACGUUUUUACAGAAUUCGUAAUGAAUACCAUGGAGAAGUGCAAGGUUAUGGUUGCAGUUUUGAUUUAUAGUCAUUCAAUGAUAUUGUGUUGGUCGCAUGCUAAGUCUGCGCCAAAACUUCUUGUAAUCUCUUUUGACGGCUUUCGUUGGGACUAUCUUGAUAAAACCGACACUCCAAAUUUUGAUCGAAUAGCAAACAAUGGUGUACGAGCAAAGUGGGUGAAAGACUCUUUUCUCACUGUUACUUUUCCGAACCAUUACACAAUUGCAACAGGACUACACGUGGAAAGUCACGGUAUUGUCGGUAACGUGUUCUAUGACCCUGUAUUUGACGAAAUCUUCAACAUGUCUUCACCAAGAUCUUUAAACGAUUCAAGAUUUUGGGGAGGCGAACCAGUUUGGAUCACGAACGAAUUACAAGGAGGUACCUCUGGAGUGUACUACUGGCCAGGUUGUGGCGCUAAUAUCAAAGGGAUAAGACCUACACAUUGCGUAAAUAUUGUAGAUAUUACAAACAGUUCAUUGAAUAUGUGGAAACAUAGAACUGAUACUGUUAUUGGGUGGUUAGAUGAUCUGGAGAAUGAUGUAAAUCUAGCAAUGUUAUAUUUUGGGGAGCCUGAUGUAAGCGGGCAUCGUUAUGGACCUAACGCGCCUGAAAUUGUUCAGAAAAUACAGCUAUGUGAUGCGAUAACAGGUUAUAUUCUAAGCCAGCUUGAUAAGUAUGGCAUUGAUGAAAUCAAUAUCAUCAUAACAAGUGAUCAUGGAAUGUCUGAGAUGAAUAGGAAAAAAUUUAUAACAUUAGAUGAUCAUGUUGAUAUGAAGAAAAUAAAGCACAUAAUGAACGACAUUGCAUCGGCGAGUAUAUGGCCUGAUUCUAAAAAAAAUAUCACUGAAGAAUUGUUCAAGAAUCUUUCAGCUAUCGAUCCAGUCCAUUAUAAAGUAUGGCUAAAAAAGGACAUUCCACCCGAGUAUCAUUAUUCAAAUAACAGACGGAUCUCUUCAAUUUUCAUGCAAGCCAAUGAAGGUUGGGGUAUCAGAGAAAACUGGAAUGAUCCACGAUACAAAAUGGGACGACAUGGAUACAAUAAUUCGUUGAUGAAUAUGCAUGUUUUCUUCCUUGCGACGGGCCCGUCCUUCAAAGAGGGAUUUUUGUCUGAACCUUUUGAACUCAUCGAUAUAUAUUCUUUAAUGUGUUACAUUUUAGAAAUUAAACCAGCACCCAAUAAUGGAUCAUUUGAUGCAGUUAGACAACUACUGAGAGAUGAACGUCCAAUGAAUUAUGAAGAUUAUAACAGCAAGAUGUUCCGAGUGAAUAUUUCUAUAUGGGAAGGAAUAUGUAUUGGAGUCAUCUGCAACGCAAUAAUGUUAAUUUAUCUCUUGAAACGCAUGAAGAAAGGAUAUUUGAAGCUUCCUGUAAUGCCGAAUUCCACUCGGAGCCAUGCCGAUAAGAAGAUUACGGAGAGAACAUUAUUGACCAACGGCGUAUAAUCUUUACACAACGUAAAAGGUUGAGUCACUACCCAUACUUCCCACGUUUUUCAUGAUCACCUCAAAGACUGUGAAGAUGAUGAGAAGAGUGAUCAAUACAAUCCGAUAACAACAAAGUAAAUUGCCAUGUCGUAAUCCAAAUAACUGAACUGAUUACCAUAAACGCGAGCAGGUACUCCCGACCGGCAUUAUCCGCACUGCAAAGGCAAUCCUCAAUGAAAACUUGAAUAUAGCGUUCAUGCAAAUCUACACAUAUUCAAUCACUGGUCGUUUUUCAAUACGCAGUCGGGAGUCGAGUAAAGUUUUCCAGAAUUCACAGACCUGUAUUUAAUAAAGUCAAAUCUCAUCUGUAAUUGCUAUUUCCCGUUGUCCUUGUUAUCACAACAAUCAAUACAUCAGCGAAUGUUCAUUUUAUUGCAUUUGUACCAUCAAUAUAACAUUAUAAUAUCAACAUCCAAACCUUAAAUAUUUUUGUAGCAGUAACGACACUCUCAGCGAAAACAGACUUAAAACUUUUAUAGAGAUUUAAAACGAACUGACAUUGCAAUACUGUAUGAGAAGAAUGAUCCAGGCGAAUGCAUUAAGUAAAAGCGAGUGUGAUUUCGAAGUUUUUACGAUGGCUAUAAGUAAAAUUUGUUAUUUCAUUAUAUUAGUAAAUAAUCAGAAUGAUCGAGUAAUUAGAAAAAAAAGCUGAAA